AUGGGUCCUCCUCGUCGAAGAGUUCUGGCUACAGCCCAGGAGACAUUGACUCCGCCCGACGAAUUGCUCAACACCCACAUGAUCGUGCGAGCCAUCAAAGCCACCGGUAACAAUAUCUACCUCAUUGAGACUCCAAGCAAGGAUCAGAUGUUGGUAGAGCUUCCCGCACGAUUCCGUUCUACGAUAUGGAUUAAGCGUGGAUCCUACCUGGUGAUUGACACCAAGGACUCAGAGGAGCGUGACAACAAGAUCGGCGGGGAAAUUAUCAACAUUGUGCGCGAUGAGAAGGCCUGGAGGAAAGCUCCAUUUUGGCCAAAAGAAUUCGUGAAGCACCCGGUUGCAGCACCCGAGUCUGACGACGAAGAGGAAUCGCGAGUGGGGAAGAUGCCCUCAUCUGACGAGUCCGACGCAUGA
Molecule: messenger RNA, 414 nt
Organism: Penicillium chermesinum
Lineage: Eukaryota; Fungi; Ascomycota; Eurotiomycetes; Eurotiales; Aspergillaceae
Product: putative eukaryotic translation initiation factor eIF1a-like protein
Exons: 2
Coding region: 1-414 (137 amino acids)
Biological process (GO): translational initiation
Cellular component (GO): nucleus
Molecular function (GO): translation initiation factor activity; RNA binding
Source: RefSeq, a predicted model, not a curated record